UGAGCAAAAACGUCUUGACACAUCAGAGCAGCUCAUUUUAGUUGACAUGUAUUUCGUAUCCUGUGAAUACUGUGUAUACAUAUUCAGAUAACUGAAUUGAGCUUUUCAUUUGAUAAGAAGGGAAACAGAUACAGUAUGGGAGCAUCUUCCUCUGGCUUGUUGGAUGAGGCUAAAAUCAGCAACAUCAAAGGACUUGUUGACAGUGCGUUCCAGAGCUUCAGUGUGUUUUACCGUCAGCAGUACUCUGCAGCCUAUAUCGGACAUUUACACCAGGAGGUGGAGCCUAAGAAAGAGGGGAGGGGCCUAUUGCUCACACCCGGGCCUCAGUAUGCUCGGGAGGAAGUGCUGUACCAAGGGAGUGUAAAGUUCUCCUGCUGGGAUGAGCAGGGAAAGAAAUGCAGAGAGAGAUACGCGGUCCUAAAAGGAGUCUACAAAGUGGAGAUACAUGAAAACAUGGAGACUUUCAGUCGUGGAUGUUCAGCGAAGUUGGUCCUCCAGCCGGCGGGGUGCAGUGUGUUCACCACAGAGGAGGAGUCCAGAGCUCACCUGGAGAAGACCUGUGCUGGAAUACUCAAUGGAGCGAAGGAGGAUUCUUCUUCGCUGGUAUCAUCUCCAGAUGUGCCUGCUGUAUAUCUGCACCGGCCUUUUACGGGCUACACCUGCUUCCUGUUCCAACAGGAAGAGGAACGAGAUCAUUUCCUGUCUGCCCUCAAGACCUGCAUAAGACACGGCAACCUUGACCCCUGGUGUGAUCCAUCCUAUGAGAGCCAGGCCUACGUCCGCGCCCUCCGACUCUACCAACAGGACAAAGGAUGCUAUGAAUCCUGGGAAAAGCUGCUGGGCACUGAGGAACAAGUGCUGGCCUCCCAGGUGAUGGAGGAAGUGUUGUCAUGGUUACAGAGUCAGCUGCAGUCCAGAGUGAAGGGCAAGAAGACAGAAAGGAUACGACAGUGGUUGGCAACCGUGCAGGCAACCUACACUUUGGUGCUGGUACAACUCACUGCAAGCCUGGAAGCUCUGAGGGAGGAAUGUCGUCAGACAGCAUCAGCCAAUCAGGCACUAAUCAGAUCCAACCUGGACCAGAUAAUGUCUUCUCACUGCUUCCUGGAGGAAAAGGUCAAAGCGUGCCUAUGUGAAGAAGCAGAGAAAGUGUGCAGUGAGUCUGUAGCACCCUACAUCUCCUCCAUCCUUGAAGUGCUUACAGAAAACAUAAGUGUAGGGAUUCAGGGGAUGCAACACACACUGCACACACAGAUGGACUCAGCCUUCACACACACAAUUGGAGGAACGGAGGAGACAAAGAUGGCCUUGUCCACUCUGCGCUCCAUCAGUCUGGAUCAGUGCUACAGGCAGGUGGAGAACCUGGCAGGGCAACUUGAAGACUUAAAACAGCGGUUCGGACUGAGCAGCACUCAGAGACUGGUUCACUCUGCACACCUGGAGAUGGAGAAGCUGUUGAACAGUGCUGUGUACACCUUAGAGCUGUUCCUCCAGGCAUCAGCCAGACUGCAGCCUUCUCAAAUUCCUGUCAAGAUGGAAAGAGCCAAAGAAAGAGUCCUGAAGCAGCUGGACUAUGACAGCAGAGUUGUCCAGAGGAGGCUCUACCAGGAAGCUCUCCUGGAGAUCACUCUGCCUGCUCUCACCAGGAAGAUGGACAACAAGUGGAAAAGUGAGCUGCAGCAGUUCGAGCAGUACAUUUUCUCAGACUACAGCAGUUUUAUCCUGGUUCAUAAUAUCUAUGAUGAUGUACUGAGAAACAUCCUCAGUAAGGAGAUAGAGACAGCUGUCCAGGAUGUAGCCAGCAGGAAGAGUAACAGUCUGUUAUUGGACACGGCAGAUAUGGCCAUUAGUCAGUACAGUCUGCUGGGGCAGACACCACCUCGCACUGCACCAGGCAGCCCAGCCGUGGUCACUCGAGACUCCUCUUCAGCAGCAGCACCACCCGGUGAUGGCGAAGAACCUGGUCCUGUGUCCGCAGAUGUUCCAGCCCAAUGCGCUCAAAGUGAUCAGUCUGCAACGCCGGAAAGGUCCGCCACACCUGACCUCUCAACCGCAGAAAGAGGAACCGAAGACACGACCUCCGUCCAGCAUCCCGGCGCCCCAUCGUCACACCCGCCUUGUACAGGAAACAAAAUCAGCCUUGGGUCACUAAGCGAGGCAAUCGGUUGCAACUCCGCGGCACUUUCUGUAACGCAGACGACGGCACAGCACGGCCUUGACAGAGCGGUCUACUUGACAGGAGAAAUAAAGGACAACUGGGAGAUGGAGAGGGUAAAAGAGGAGAGAAAUAAAGAGGCAGCUGAGGAGAAAGAGAUAGAUAAGAUACGUGACAGCAUCAAAGACGGGAAGGAAGAGAUACAGGCAGGAGAAGGGAAAGAAGAGGAGGUAGAGGAGGUGAGAGAUGAAGGUGUAGCCCAAUCAGGAGGUGAGCCCGUUGGCGAAGCUUGCCAAUCCUCUGAUUCGCCAGCAGAGAGCGCCACUGCCUUAACCGCAGAGCAGAGAGCGAGCGAAGAGAGGGUGGACGAUGGAGAGAAAGAUAGUGAGCUUGAGACUGAGAAAAGCCAAGGUGAGGAGGAAGAAGAGGAGCAAGCAGAUCAAGCUGAGAGAGAAGGAAAGAAAGAAAAAGAGGAGGUUCUCCAAAGCCCUCAGCCAAUGGGAUCGCAGCCAGAGAGUGCUGCUGACCUGCCAUUGGACAGUGUGGCUAUUAUCAGAGAUCUUGUGGUUGAGAUUACUGAAGUGGAGACAGUAAUCAGCCCCUGUUCCGACAGCAGCCAUACACCCUGA
Perca flavescens (yellow perch) is the source of this 2784-nucleotide messenger RNA. Its product is annotated as protein Niban. The record is from RefSeq and is a predicted model, not a curated record. The transcript is spliced from 15 exons. Bases 136 to 2784 code for a protein of 882 amino acids. Lineage: Eukaryota; Metazoa; Chordata; Actinopteri; Perciformes; Percidae.